This is a messenger RNA of Impatiens glandulifera, 633 nucleotides long. RefSeq lists its product as uncharacterized. The transcript is spliced from 5 exons. Bases 1 to 633 code for a protein of 210 amino acids. The record is from RefSeq and is a predicted model, not a curated record. NCBI's taxonomy places the organism in Eukaryota, Viridiplantae, Streptophyta, Magnoliopsida, Ericales, Balsaminaceae.
AUGGCUCCAGUGAAGCGGGAAAUUGUGGAGGAUGCUUUUCCCGAAGAAUACAGCCAUCCCAACAAGAGAUCUAAGCAACCCUCUUCUCUUUCGUACAAUCCUCUUGAUGAACCGAGUCCAUUGGGUUUACGGUUUAGGAAGAGCCCUUCGCUUCUGAAUUUGAUACAGAUGAGGCUUACUCAAGGGAAUAUUAAUAAGAUUGGAUCAUUAACUAAGGAGGAGCAAAAGGCUACAAUAUCUUCUACAUCUGAGAAGCUGCAAACUUCUAAUUUUACUAGUUCUCUAUUGAGGAUUGGUUCCUGGGAGUAUAAGUCAAGACAUGAAGGGGAUUUGGUGGCGAAAUAUUACUUUGCAAAGCAUAAGCUUGUAUGGGAAGUUCUUGAUGGUGGUUUGAAGAAUAAGAUUGAAAUUCAGUGGUCAGAUAUAAUGUCAUUAAAGGGUAAUUACCCAGAUGAUGGACCUGGGACUUUGGAUUUAGUGCUGGCUAGGCAACCACUUUUCUUUAGAGAGACCAAUCCACAGCCUAGGAAACAUACUUUGUGGCAGGCAACUACAGAUUUUACGGAUGGGCAAACAACUAUGCAUAAGUAUAAACUAGUAAUAAAUGGACAGCCAUGCAAUAGAAGAAUAUGA